AUGGACACUUUGUUCAGCAAUCUCAACACCAAGUAUGAUGCUGUUGCCACUCAUGUGAAGAAACUAGAGACUCAAGUCACUCAAACUAUGGAAGCUGUUAAGAGACAGGAAGCUGAAUCCAAGAAGUCCUUUUGCAACUCAGCCGCCAUAGAAGAAAGAUUUGAAGACCAAGUUCCAGAAUGGAUGCUUUCAAAACCUACUGUUGAUUGCAUGAUUUGGCCUGAAGAGAAUUACCCAGAGAGAGAGUCCAAUCGAGCUAGAAAGAGAAGACUCUUCCCAAAGAUUAUCCCCAAGACUGAUAACUCAGGAAAGUUUGCUGUGCCUUGUAUCAUCAAAGGUAACAUUCUUGAGCAAUCUUUGUGUGACACAGGAGCCAAUGUGAACAUCAUGUCUAAGAGGAUAGCUGACAAGAUAGGCCUCACCAAGAUAGAGCCAUCAUCCAUCUCCAUCAACUAUGCUGAUUCAUUCUCACAAACCCCCUAUGGCUUUGUGCCUAAUGUGAUGGUGCAGAUUGGAAAUUGCUCUAUCCCUACUGAUUUCCAGAUUGUGGAAAUGAGAGAGAGUAGCCAUAGACCUCUCAUAUUUGGAACCCCUUUCCUGUCUACUGUGGGUGCCAUAUUUGAUUUCCCCAAUCAAAGAAUCUCUUUCAACAAGGUGAACAAGGGUCUUUUGGAGCAUUCUGGAGCAUAUGGGACAGAGGAGCAUGGAGGGACUUGGCACAUGGACGCAGCUCAACUGGAUACGCAAAGGAAGAAGGAGAAGCCAUCUUGA
Messenger RNA from Microthlaspi erraticum, 771 nucleotides. Lineage: Eukaryota; Viridiplantae; Streptophyta; Magnoliopsida; Brassicales; Brassicaceae. The record is from the annotation of a GenBank genome assembly.